AAGGAAACAAACUGGAUCAACAUGUCGUGGGUUUCUUGGAUGGAGUUUUGCGUAAUUAUGGAUCGUUCUAAGAAGUUUUCCCAAGUGUGGAAUAAUUUUGAUCUUGUGACGCCAAACGAGGUGAAGUGUCGGCUCUGCUCCACGGAGCUAUCUUACAUCAAUAAGAGCACUCCAUCAAUGCUGAGGCAUUAUAGAGCUCGGCAUGGCAAUGAAGAAUUGGCAGAUACUCGUGUGAGUACCCCAGUUCCUAACAAGCAAGCAGUGGAUGACGCAGUGGUCAAUAUGAUCAUCAAAGACUGUCAGCCACUCAGCUUUGUUGAAAAUGAGGGAUUCAGGCAGCUCCUGAAGCUUAUUAUACCCUCGUAUGCUCUACCAAGCAGGAAGGACUUGGUGAGCCAGAGAUAUGAGGAAGAGGAGAAAACAAAAAAGGACCUCCAGAGCGCCGUUGCUGUUACUUUAACAGCUGAUAUGUGGUGGUCUAAGAGGAGAAAUCGCCUCCAAAAACUCCAAAAACUUUUGUUCCUCAAUAAAAAUUCAUAA
Messenger RNA from Dunckerocampus dactyliophorus (ringed pipefish), 540 nucleotides. Its product is annotated as zinc finger BED domain-containing protein 4-like. Gene Ontology annotation, molecular function: DNA binding. Lineage: Eukaryota; Metazoa; Chordata; Actinopteri; Syngnathiformes; Syngnathidae. The transcript has 4 exons. The coding region runs from base 22 to 540 and encodes 172 amino acids. The record is from RefSeq and is a predicted model, not a curated record.